AUGCUCCUCGCCCAACAGAUGGAAGAUGAUCUUUCGGCCGACAAGCGAGUGAGAUCCUUCGCGUUCGCCAAAAGAUCUCCCUACAGACAAUUCGCAUUUGCAAAGAGGUCUGUGAAUGAAGAGGAGAGCGAAGUCGAGAAACGAGCUCGGUUCGCAUUUGCAAAGAGGUAUGUCGACACCCGAUUACUGCUGAAUAAUUCAGCGUCGAUUGCUCGCCGUCUACUAUACGCCUGUUUUUUCCCGCAUAGAAUGAGCGCCUGA
Messenger RNA from Strongylus vulgaris, 261 nucleotides. The record is from the annotation of a GenBank genome assembly. Lineage: Eukaryota; Metazoa; Nematoda; Chromadorea; Rhabditida; Strongylidae.